This is a messenger RNA of Acromyrmex echinatior (Panamanian leafcutter ant), 8613 nucleotides long. It is a transcript of the gene Myo81F, whose product is annotated as unconventional myosin 81F. The record is from RefSeq and is a predicted model, not a curated record. Gene Ontology annotation, biological process: signal transduction. Gene Ontology annotation, cellular component: cytoskeleton; myosin complex. Gene Ontology annotation, molecular function: ATP binding; cytoskeletal motor activity; protein binding. Lineage: Eukaryota; Metazoa; Arthropoda; Insecta; Hymenoptera; Formicidae.
UUGGAUAGCAACUGUCGGGCACGCGUGUCGCUCGUUGUGCGGUAUAAACGUGUGCGCGGGUGGUGUGCUUGCGUGUUGAUGGUGGCAGUGGCGGGGCGCGAAAGGUGAUAAUCUCUCUCCUCCACCCUCGUCGUUUGUCGCGCGCGCCCGUCAUCCUUUUCCUGGACCUGAGAGUCCGAGGACUCCCGAGGAUCCUCCCCGAGAAGACGCGGUGAACUUAAACGAAACCCGAAAACAUGUGAUUCCCUGACAGAACGAAACAAUCCCCGUCGCGAUAUCCUUUUUCCGGUGCCGUUCGCGUCCGCCUCGCGGGGGUAGCGCGGUGAUUACCUCGUAUUCGCAUCGCCCGCCGGGAUACGCCGCUGGACCCCCUCCCCAUCUGCUUGUCCCUUCAAUCGUGCUCGUCGAGGGUUCGUCGCCGCGCGCCGUGGAAGAGGAUAUGAUGUUCUGAAUUUCGGACUAGCGAGAAGAGCAUCAUCAUGGUCACGAAGCACUUCGCAUCACAGGGCUCAAGCCCUGAGUGCGGCGUGCCAGACAUGACAGUUAUCAGCAAUAUCGACGAGAUCGGUAUCAAUCGGAAUCUUCAAGUUCGGUACAGUAGGGACCAAAUAUACACGUACACGGGAUCUAUACUGGUGGCUGUGAAUCCUUACAAAGAGGUGGACUUCUAUACGAAUGAGUACGUGAAUCGAUACCACGGCCAGAAGAUGGGCGCCUUGGAGCCACACGUGUUCGCCCUGGCGGAGGCGGCAUACAAAUCCUUACAGGACACCGUGAGCAACCAGUCCUGUGUGAUAUCGGGAGAGAGCGGUGCUGGCAAGACCGAGACUACCAAGUUCAUCCUACAGUAUCUAUGCUCGGUUACUAGCAACGUCGAUACGUGGGUGGAACAGCAAAUUCUAGAGGCCAACACCAUUCUCGAGGCAUUUGGCAACGCGAAAACUGUACGGAACGACAACAGUUCGCGCUUUGGCAAGUUUAUGCAGGUGUGUUUCGACAACAAGUGGAUGAUCAAGGGAUGUAUCAUCCAAGACUAUCUGCUGGAGCAGAGUCGUAUCACCUUUCAGAGCCCCGGAGAGCGCAAUUAUCACGUGUUCUAUCAGCUGGUCGAGGCCGGCACGAGGGACAAAGAAUUUGCGGAGCAAUAUAAAUUAAGGCCAGCCAGCCACUACAAAUAUCUCAAUCAGUCCGGCUGCGUGAAGAUCGACGGAAUUUCCGACUCUAAGAAACUCGAUUCUCUCAGGCUCGCCUUUAAUGUGCUCCAGAUCGCGCCGGAAAUGUGUGAAGGCAUCUUCCGAGUUCUAUCGGCCAUCCUGUGGCUCGGAAACUUGAGCUUCGAGGACGUCGAUGGCGAGAGAUGCGAGUUAUCGAAGGAGGACGGGAAUAUAGUCGACACGGUUGCGCCGCUGUUAGGUCUUCAGGUGGAGGAUCUCACCAAGGUGGUGCUGAUACGACAGAUAAACGUUCGCGGUAAUAUCACGGAGAUUCCACUGAAGGUGCAAGAGGCCAGGGAGAAUAGGCACGCGAUGGCAAAGGCACUCUACUCUCGCACUUUUGCUUGGCUUAUCAACCACAUCAACAACUGCACGAACCCAGGUCAGGAUAUCUCGCGGUUCCUCGGGGUUCUCGAUAUCUUCGGAUUCGAGAAUUUUACACUGAACAGCUUUGAGCAACUCUGCAUCAACUACACGAACGAGAAGCUGCACAAGUUUUUCAAUCACUACGUCUUUGCGUUGGAGCAGGAACUCUAUCACCAAGAAGAGAUCCAAUACUCUCACAUCACUUUCACUGACAACACCAUGUGCCUGGAGCUAAUUGAGAAGCCUCCGCGAUGUGUUCUUAAGUUACUCACCGAGCAGUGCCAUAUGCCGAAAGGCUCGGAUCUAGCUUAUCUGACAAACCUGCACGCUGAAUUUGAGAACCAUCCGUGCUACGUGAAGGGAGACGAUCGACGGAAAUGGGAGAAGGAAUUUGGGGUCAAGCAUUAUGCCGGGUGUGUGACAUAUACUGUCGAAGGUUUCGUCGACAAGAAUCGGGACGUACAGCAGGAUGUAUUCUUCGAUUUCAUGUCCAGAAGUACAAAUGAGUUUGUACAGGAGAUCAGCGUUUAUCAGGAUCUAUUGGGAUGUACCGUCGCGCGUGCAACCGGGGGCACAACUACUACGAUGUCGCGAGGAACGUCCAAGGGCAAACCGACUCUCUGCGACUCAUUCCGGCAUCAGUUGCAGGCCCUAGUAGAUGUUUUACAGGGAACGACGCCGUGGUACGCGCGCUGUAUCAAACCGAACAUGGAGAAAAUGGCCAAUCAUUACGAUGAGAAGCUCGUUAUGGACCAACUCAAAUAUCUUGGAAUGCUCGAUAUCAUACGCAUACGCAAGGAGGGCUUCCCAAUACACAUGUCGUUCCACGAUUUCGUUGCGAGAUAUCGUUGUCUGGAUAAAAGCCGAUCCUCACUUUCCUCUAACGAGAAGGAGGCAGUUAGAUGUCUGAUUAGUAAACAAGAUAUACCGCAAACUGAAUGGCAAAUUGGCCGGACAAAGGUGUUUUUGCGGAGCUACGUGCACGAGCCUCUGGAAGAUUCCAGAAAUCAGGUAAUAACGAGGAACGCCAUUGUGAUACAGAAGAUUUGGCGAGGAUACAUUAAACGACGAGAGUAUAAACGUACAAGGGAGGCGACACUGAAGAUGCAGCAUGCGUAUCGCGGUUGGAAGUUACGAAUAAUGUUCAUCAGGAAACGCAGGGCAGCUAUAGUGAUCCAGAGUCAUUUGCGAGGUGUCUUUGCGAGGGAAGUAGCCGCAGCUCUACGAGAAAUGCGACGAGUCGAUGAGGAGAUGAGAAAGAGAGAACGGUUGGAGGAGGAACGAAGGAUGAUGGAGGAUAAGAAGGCGUUGGAAGAGAGCCAAAGCGCGCAGUACGAUGGUAUUGCCGAGAUGGAAUCUGGGAAAGUGCAAGAAGAAAUCGACGCGUUGUCACAGAUGGCCGAGCAAAUGAACUCGAAAAUAGCUGUCACGGAUUUGCAAUCGGUAGAUCUUGACAAUCUGUUUUCUUUCCUAUCUGAUGUACAAUCAACUAAAAGUAAUCAGAUUAUCGAGGAAAUCGGGGAACAGAUGGAUGAAUUGGUAGAGGACCUUGACGUAGAAUUAGAAAAUGUUAUUCAACAAGAGAUGGAAUUGAAUGCCAAGGCCGAGUCGAAGAUCGCUUCUCCCAUGAAUGGACAGGAAGUACAGUCUCCGCAGCAACAGCGAAUGCCGUGCUCGAAUAAUUUGAGUAGCGGCAAACUUGGUCAACCAAGUCUUCCGGAACCCACGGAACCACCACCGCCACCACCACCUCCGGCGCCGCCUUUAACUGUGAAUGGCGAGUCAUCAGAUGAUAAUGGCGAGCCAAUUUACGAGUCAGUGUUGCCGCGAGAAGCGAAUGAUUCUGGCAGUCCAAUUCAUAACGGCGGCAGUCCGAGCCAGAUAAUGAACGGUGAGACUUGCGGAUCGCCACCACCGCCUCCACCCAGUGGUAAGAUAACCAAAGAAAUCGUCGCUAGUCCACCAUCCAGACCAGAAUCCAGGAGUUCCGGCCAUCAUCCGGCUCACCAUCAUCAUCAUCAUCAUCAGACGAUACCCCAGGUGCAACAGAACGGCCACGAUCAGCUGCAGUCACAAUCGCAGACGGUGCAGCAAGUGCCUGUGGAACGUGAGCAGCGGCGCAAGACUCGCGUAGAGCGGAAACUGCAAGAGCUUGAGGACAAGAAGGAGCAGGAGAACGAGGUGACCUACCACGAUAUUGUAGAGUUUGCGCAGAAUUAUUUUAACAGCCAUGAACGUUCGCCGGAGGGUACCAUAAUGGCUACGUUAACGAGGAAGUCACGCGGGAAAAGUAUCGAAUUCAUUCCGAAGUACGAGAUGGUUACAUACUACAAAGGAUCGAGUAUCCCGAACUCGCAUAUUCAUAUGUAUGAUCCCGACAACGUGAAUGUUGCGUGUUCCGUGUUCAGGGAUUUGUGUAAGUAUAUUCGCGGUGAAAUGAAGUUGGAUCAAGAGAUAGUCACGAUUCAGAGUAUCAUCGCUUAUGGGAUCGAGCGAGAAGAGUUAAGAGAUGAAAUCUUUGUGCAAUGUAUGCGUCAAGCGACGAAUAAUCCCAACGCUGAGUGGUCGGAACGCGUGUGGCUGUUAUUGUGCUUGGCGAUCGUCGCCUUCCAACCGAGCAAGUUACUUUACAAGUAUUUUGUCUCCUUCCUGAAAAAGAAUCUUGCCCUCGAAGGCAAGCUGAGACAGUAUGUGCAGUGGUGCGUAGAUAAUUGCAAGAAUACUAAGGUAUCUUGCAGACAACAUCCACCAUCUACGGUAGAAAUCGCUGCCAUGAGACGAUUGGGCACCAUAGUAUGCAGGUUCUUUUUCUUGGAUGGAAGAACGAAGGCGAUCGACGUGCAUCCAAUUGACACAGCCGCUGAUGCUGUCGCCAAAUUAGGAGAAAAGUUGGGUCUUCGGUCGCUAGAAGGUUGGGCCAUUUAUCAAAGCAGACCGGAUGGAGAGGAGCACGUGCGAGCUCACGAUUACUUGUACGACGUGAUUGCUGCAUGGGAAAUGAAACAAUGCAAAUUGAAUACGGCACAGUCGACGUUUUCGACACUGCGACGCGGUAACAAUACUACUUUAGGCAGCGGCGACAAUCGUUUUGUCUUCAAACGAAGGUUAUUCCGUAAUCCAAGGGAGAUCUCGCAGGACCCCGUAGAAGUUAAUAUGCUAUACGCGCAAGCGGUCUACAACGUCGUAAAGUGCGAUGAUUUUCCGGUGUCCGAGAAAGUGGCAUUGCAAUUGGCAGGAUUGCAAGCACAAGUGUCCCUCGGCGAUCCCAAGGAUAAUGAUAGACUAGAUUAUUACAGCGAAGUGGAUAGCUUCCUACCUUACAGAAUCAGUCGAGCUCGUGGCGAUGACGUUUGGGUGCCGAUUAUAGCGCAAGCACAUCGGCAAUAUGGUGCCGGACGCAAAGAGCUCGCUGCUAAAGUUCUAUAUCUAUCCUGCGUGAUGCAGUAUCCACUUUAUGGCACAACGAUGUUCAAUGUAACUUAUCGCGGAUACUGGUCUUAUGGCAACCAGUUGAUUCUCGGCAUCAACUGUGACGGUCUGAUGCUAAUCAAGCCGGAUGAUAAAUUCGUUCUGUCCGAAUAUCGUUAUCAGGAUGUCGAAAGCAUUAUGUUAGAUCCAAGCGACUCGUUCAUCACGCUCUCGUUGUUGCGACAUAAUCCCGAUAGUUCGCACAAGUGUUUCGUUUUCGAGACGCCGCAAAAAAAUGAGAUUGGUAGUCUGAUUGUCAGUUACUGUUCAGCACUGGCGGGUUGGAUCACAGAGAAUGAGGUACCCACGAAGAAACUCAAGUGUAUUACUAACGAAGAUCGCAUUCGACUCUAUCACAAUCUAAUCAAUUGUCGGCGAACUCUAGUCGACUCGGAGAUUCUCAGAAAACCGCAAGAUUCCGGUGGUGGUUUUCUUCGGAAUACACUUAGAAGAUUAUCGAAGCAUCGGAUAGAAAAGCUCAGGCAGGAACACGGAAGUGCCGAUCACGGCGAGACUUAUAAGGGUUUCCCGUAUGCUUACUGGGCGUUCAACAGGCAACAGAUACCGCAGAGUCUAUCGAAACUACCUGAUCCCGAUGAACAAGUAUCUCUAAAUAUCUUCCAGUUAAUUUUGACGUACGCGGGACUUGGGCAAAAUGGAGAUACAGUACGUAGGGUUGAGGAUGAGCACGUGAAUCUUAUACAAACCGUAAUGGAACGUUGUAUACGAAAAGAAAACUUAUUGGGUGAAUUAUACCUCCAGUUGAUCAAGCAAACCACUGAUCAUCCAGAUCCCAAUAAUCGUGUCAAUCUGCGACACUGGGCAUUGCUUUCGCUCGCGUGUUCCGUAAUCCUACCGCCUCAAAAGACAAUACGCAAGUACUUAAUAGCACACCUGAAACGAUGCGCUAGCGAUUAUGUUACUGAGGAGGGUAAGUACGCGAGGUUUGCAGAAAAGUGCCUUUACAAGACUCAGGGCACUCGCAGGCGGCAGUGGCCGCCGAGUCGCGAGGAGAUUAUGUGCACUAUCAAUCGUCGGCCGAUCUAUGCCAGAUUCCAUUUUAUGGACGGUCAAUAUCACGCUGUCGAAUUUCAUCCAUCCGCGACCGCUAGGGACGUCAUGGAGAUCAUAAAGACGAAGAUAGGACUUGAGGAGACUGCUAUGGGUUAUGCGAUUUAUGAGGUGUUGGGACCGACCGAACGAUCGCUAAUUCCCGAGGAGAAGAUAGCUGAUGUUAUGUCCAAGUGGGAACGAUACAGAACGUCGCAGCAGAGUCAACACCAACGCAAACAUGCGCAUCACCUUUUCUUAUUCAAGAAACAUUUGUUCUUAGAUCAAUACAUGAAUUUAGACGAUCCUGUCGAAAAGGAGUUAUUGUAUCACCAAGUGCUACACGAUUUGCGAGCCGAUCGGUUUCCUAUCACCGAAAAAGAAGCUAUGAUGCUGUCGGCUUUACAAGCGCAGUUGGAAUUGGGCGAUUGUCAGGAGAUCAUAUCGGAACCGGAUUAUCGAACAAUAUCCAGUCACUGCCUAUCAUCGAGACUGGUGCCGUGCCUGUGUGUGGAUGGUGUGCGCCAGCACCAUCAAUCUCUACGUGGAAUGACACCGCCGGAGGCGAAAAAGGCUUUCUUAAAUCUGAUCCAGUCGUGGCCGUUGCACCGCGCGACAAUCUUCGACGUGAUGCAAUCGUUUACUUCGAAUUGGCCUCGCGUCCUCUGGCUGGCUGUUGACCAGCAGGGUCUUCAUCUCCUAGAACACCGUUCCAGAAACGCGUUGUGUACUUAUGAAUAUAGCAGUAUUUUAAGCUAUACGCCUGCCGUUAAUUGCUUGAUGAUUAUUACUGGUACGGAUAAGAAGCAGAGCAAGGUCAUCCUCACUACGUCGCAGGCUCAUCAAAUAGCGAAUCUAAUCCGUGAGUAUAUGGAAGUGCUUCAGUCACCGCCGGAAAUUCCGAGGCGAGACUCGACAAUGGCUCAACAGUUGGCCGCUCAACAGCAACAGCAGCAACAACAGCAACAACAGCAUCAGCAACCGCCUACGAGCCUAUCAACGUCUGCGGCCGGCGGACGAAAAUCUCGGCCCGCUUCAAUGUUACAUAGAGGUGCUCCAGUAAUACAAUCGCAAGCUAGUUAGAAUGGCUAAGUAAUCUUCUCGUUAAAUUUAAAAAUGAAGUUUCCUUUCAAUCUGCUACUUAUCGAGUUUUUAUUGUUAGUCACCGCACGUUCCAUUACCAAGUGCCAUAAAUUCAAGAUUAUGCACACUACGCCAUGUAGCGGCCAGUGUCUAUUUUAUAAGAAAUAUGCAUAUAUACAGUAAAUUUUAAUUUUCAAAUCACGCUUCGUCCAUAUCACGAUGAGGCGUUCCCUCUAUGUAGCUAUCUUAGCAAUUUACUCCGAGAUUAAAACGUAGGACAUUUAAUAUCAGGUUGUGGCGAUAAGACAAUUUAUAUUUAAACGCGUUACACAUUUAAUGCUAAUUGCGGCUAUCUGAGCUUCAAUAUGAUCCUCGUAUAUUAGAUCUGAGCGACGUAGUGUUUAAUAAGAGGCAUCACAAAGACAUGCGGAAUUCAAUCUUCCGUCUUGAAAUUCAGACUUUUGUCUCGUUCGGAAAAGCCGCAUUCUGCAAUAAAUGCGAUAUAGAUAGGAAUACGAAUAUAUGGGACGAAGUCUUAAAUUAAUUAUGCUUUUUUUCGGCCGGGCCUAUCGAGGCGACGAUGAAUCGUCGUGUAAAGACGGCACUAGAGCUUAGAGAUACUUAUUUCUUCCACUAUUUAUUGGAUUAGCUUAGACCUCGAGAGAAAAACGUCAAAGACUAGACUCAAUUAGUCUCCGCGAAUUUAGCAGAUUUAGGGAGAUGAGUGAUAAAUAACUGCCAUUAGAGAAGUUAUUAACUGCAGGGAAAGUUACCGAGGACUUUUCCAUUUCUAUUGCGACCGUUAUCAUUGUUGCCUUUUUUACGAGUGACCGCCGCCACGUUUUUUGAUAAAGGAUUUUUGCAGUACGGAAAUAUAAACAUGCGAGAGCGAGAGUACGGAAAUAUAUAUACGGCGAUAUUUAAUGUUCAAACAUUUAUUCCGUAUACACCGUUAUAAUUCCGAUCGACAAUGUUUUAUCCCUCCGGCAUAUCAGUUAAUAUCAACUGAAGAGAGUGAUUAAGAAACUACGCAAUUAUCUACGAAGCGACCAAAAAAAUGCAAUCUUCCGAGCGUAAGUUAACGUUUGACUGAUUGUAAGCAUAUUUACCUGUUAAUAUUUACAUUAAUUCCUAUAUACACAAAAAUUUGGAACACGAUACUGUGACCAUUUUCGAUAUUAUAGAUUCACAAUAAAGGAAUCUAUAUCGAUUAUUUAAUGAAGACAAUUCAGGUAUGAGAAGGAAUGUUUUGUUGAAACGUUUGCAUUUUAAGAAACUGAAUUACAUCUGAAAAACUUUUCGACUAUCAUUGUAUUUCCUGAAACUUGAAGUCGUAAGGUAUAAUCGCCAGAGGAUCAUUUUUUAAAAAUCGAUUUGUAAUAAUAUGUUUAACGAUGUAUAUCUUAAAAAUUAUAAGACGAUUAUAUGUCGU